Molecule: messenger RNA, 501 nt
Organism: Paraglomus occultum
Lineage: Eukaryota; Fungi; Glomeromycota; Glomeromycetes; Paraglomerales; Paraglomeraceae
Source: the annotation of a GenBank genome assembly
AUGAAUACACCAUUUCUAAAAUUAUAUUAUCGCCAAAAAUCUACAUAUCUAACUUCUGAGCAGAUAGAAACAAUUAGAUCGCUCAAAGACAAGGUACCUAAGUAUAGAAUUAUGAGAGAUUUCCAUAUUAAUGAACAUCGAGUAGAUGAUAUAUGGAAAGAUCGAGAGCGCCAACAACAAAUAAUACAAAGUACCAUUUCCACCGAGAUAUCUACACUAGUCUCAUCAACUUCAUCUAAAAAUUUUAAUCAAAUUGGAAAAGAGACUUUAUAUCCAGAAUCUACUCUCAAUACAGAAAUAAAAAAGAAAAAUUCCAAACCUCGGUCUAAAUCCGUUCGUAUAUCUGACCCAAUACCUACUAAUAACUCUAAUGCGGUAGCAUCUACACUUAAUGAGACGGAAAAAAUAAAUAGUGAGGAUCUGGGUACAUUAUAUAAAAAAGAAGCCAAAAGAGAUGAGAAAAAUAAAGCAAAUAUGACUCGCCUAUUAGCUACUACAUAG